Messenger RNA from Gavialis gangeticus (Gharial), 4773 nucleotides. RefSeq names its product heparan sulfate 6-O-sulfotransferase 3 (gene HS6ST3). The record is from RefSeq and is a predicted model, not a curated record. Lineage: Eukaryota; Metazoa; Chordata; Crocodylia; Gavialidae. The annotation marks the transcript as partial. Gene Ontology annotation, molecular function: heparan sulfate 6-sulfotransferase activity. The transcript has a single exon. Gene Ontology annotation, cellular component: membrane.
CUAAAGCUUAUUUUAAAAUGUUGUUUCAGGAACUUCUAUUACAUCACAAUGUUGAGGGAUCCAGUGUCACGGUACUUGAGUGAAUGGAAACAUGUCCAGAGAGGUGCAACAUGGAAAACUUCCCUUCAUAUGUGUGAUGGAAGAAGCCCCACACCAGACGAGCUGCCUACCUGUUAUGAAGGAGAUGACUGGUCUGGAGUCAGUUUACAGGAAUUCAUGGACUGUAGUUAUAACUUAGCCAACAACCGCCAGGUGCGCAUGCUGGCAGAUCUCAGCCUAGUUGGAUGUUACAAUUUGACUUUUAUGAACGAAAGUGAAAGGAAUAUGAUCCUAUUACAAAGCGCCAAGAACAACCUGAAAAACAUGGCCUUCUUUGGACUCACAGAGUUUCAGAGGAAAACUCAGUAUCUCUUUGAGAGGACAUUCAACCUGCAGUUCAUUUCCCCAUUCACCCAGUUCAAUGUUACACGAGCCUCAAAUGUAGAUAUCGAUGAGGGGGUACGGAAACGUAUAGAGGAUCUGAAUUUUUUGGACAUGCAGCUUUAUGAAUAUGCUAAGGACCUAUUUCUUCAACGCUUUCAGUACUCCAAGCAAGAGGAACACCAGAAGAACCGGCAAAAAAGGCGAGAGGAGCGGAGGCUGCUGCGGGAGCAAAGGGCUCACCAGUGGUCAAAAGAAGAAACUGCAGAAGAAAUCACUGUUACAGAAGAUUACAAUAGUCAGGUGGCAAGAUGGUGAAACUCUUCAGUCUCAGCCAAAAGAAACAGAUUGGAAACAUUGUGUAACUCUACAACUUUGGUAACUCACAGAUUAGACAAGAAAUGACUAUUGUUUGGUAAAUAAAACCAAGUCUAACCGUAGGCCUUCUUUGUAUUUCUAAUUUUCUGUCAGCUAGAAGAACAUUAUUCUUCCUCAGUGCACAUUAAUUAAUGUUACUAAAUGGCACUAGUAUAGAUCCCUAUUCAAAAUAAACUUCCUACAAGACCAUAAGCUCUGAGAAUAGCUUGACAAGGUAGCUCUUUCCUUUGCUUUAACAGAUGUACUCUACACAAUUUGAGCUACUGAAAUUUGUGAAAAUGUGAAUAAAAAAUUAAAGAAAAAAUUUGAGUCUUACUACACUGUUGAAGCUGGUCUGUGUCAUAUGAUCCAUUGUAACUGUAUUAUGCAGCUUUGCAAUAAGCGAAACAGAGAAAACCAUGUUGCUCUUGAAACAUUUACAAGCUGUGUUUUCAAUAAGAAAAGAAAGUAAUUCAUCCAAGUGAUUUUAAUUACAUUAAGCACUAAGUGGCACACGGGUUUAAUGCGCUCAUUUUUCUCAUGCGAAAGGCUAUAAUCACUAGUGUUUUAGAAGAGAAAUGAGUUAGCUAGUUUCGACCUAAUUCUAGCAGAUGUUGGUGCAUAUUACCAAAUCUGCUAGUAGGCAACCUUCAUUCUGAAAGCUUGGCAGAGGAAUGGGACAGUUGCUGUAACUAAGAAUUUCUGCAGACCAGGCUUUGCUUAGAUUAUCUGACUAAAGGUUAUGAUAUCUGCUUUAACUUUCACAAAAGGUGAAAUUUAUGAACAGGAUAAAGGGAAAGAUUAAAAAAAGGGAAAGAGAACAGGAGAAAAAGUUUUAAGUAUGAAUCUGACAUUUUCCAAAUCUGCUCUAGAAGCAUUGUCUAUAAAAAGGUUCAUUUAUAUUGAGUGACAAGAACCAAUAUGGUUUUCUUUCUAAAGACUGCAUUGGCAAUGAUCUAUCAAACUCAGAUUUUUUUAAAGGAUACAAAAGGUAUGUGAACAAAUCUUGCAAUUUGUUACUAAUAUUUAUGUGCUAUCUUCUCCUGUGCACGGUUUUACAAAUGUAUAUAUCCCAAUGCUUGAGUUGAAAAUAUUCUAGAAGUCUAUAGCUUUCCUGUGCAACAGAUCUUUAUCUGGGUUUUUUUAAAUGUUGACUAGCAAAAGAUUUAUAAUAAUUGAUUCUUUCUUCAUAUUUUAGGUUCUUGGGACUAAGAGUAUGUCUAGUUCAGAGUUUUCUGCUGUUUGUAAUGGUGCAUAUGCAAAAAUAAUUUUUGAGAUACGUUUCCCUUGUUGCAUAAAUCUAGCAUUAUGUGGGCCAUUUUUUAAAGUGAUCUGUACACCUCCAAAUUUAGUUUUGCAUUCAUGAAUGGUUUUUGCUUAUCCCCCAGUUACUAAAAUCGAACUGCUCAAUCCAGGUUCACAGAUGUGAGGUUUCGGGGACAGUAAAGAAAAGUUAUUCCAAAAUUAUUUUGCACAGAGACUGCUUUUGAAAACUUGUCAUUACAUUUCCAAACGUUGUCUUAUUUUCAGGACACACUGAUAUUUUAGACUAACAAAACACUUGUCAAAACAUCAGUGGCAGUUAGUGCAUACAAAAAUAUAUUGAAAACAGGAAUUCCUACAAAGUGAGUAUAACUAAUACUAAAGGGGGAAAAAAGACUACCAAAUUGCCUUGUUAGCUGUAGAGUGCAAGAUUUUGUUUGGUAAGACAACAGCAUUUUGUCCAUGUCACUUCAUCUCCUUACAUCUCUACAUGGGCAGCUGAUCAUGAGAAGCUAGGCCACAUCCACAAGAUCACAGCCCUGUAGGGUGGCUAAUGCAUUGCAGGCAAUAUUUUGCUACUAGGCUCCAGGCAGAGCUGGUGCUUUUCUGUCAGAGGUCUGACUUUUCAGUGUAUAGUACUAGAGCACAGGGAGAAGAAGGACCAAGGGAACAUGAGCCUGUGUUUUACUUCUCUGCUUCUUCAGAUCCAACAGCAACUAAGUAAGGAUAAGGAAGAGUGGAUCCCUCUGACACUGUAGUGGGAACUGGGUAGGAAAGAGAAAUAAUUCUCAAUCUGAGGAUGGGCUUUCUGCUUUGGAAAGAUGGGGGAGGGUGUAUUUAUAAGACAUGGAGGAGUAGGAAGGAAGAUGAGGACAGAGCCAAACUGGAGCCACUAGGAGAGGUGGUCUUUGAGGGUGCCAGGGGGAGGGGUAGGAGCUGGAGCAGAUGAUGGUGUUGGGAGGAAAGGAGCCUACUUUCUGAGCUGGGAGGGUAAAGGGUGCUUUUGGUUGGGUUGAGUGCAGAGUAGAGCAGUGUCAGCUGAUGUGCAGGUAGGGUGGAAGGAAGGGUAAGGGAAAAGAAGAGUUUAGAGAGGCUGGAAAAAAGAGAGAACAGAAAGGAGAUAAACACAGUUUUCGUCCCACCUGCCUUUUACUGCCAAGUGACCCUUAUUUUUCACUCUGAAAGCAGGUAGGUGCUCUUCUCCUUUCUUCCCUGCUGUUCUUUCUUUUCACCUAACAAAACUCCUCCCUGCCCCUCCCCUAGCCACAGUGGUCUAGUGUUUCACUUUGACAGCAUUGCUCUCCCGGGUGAGGGGAGAGGCAUGCUGGGAGCUUGCUGCCUACAGCAACACCUAUUACUGUGCAUCCAGCACCCCCUUUCCAAACUGCUCCUGCUGUGUGACAUGGAGCAAAUUCUAUCAGGGACAAUGAAAGCAAAGGCUCCGGGUGUCUGAAAAAUUUGUUUUAAAAGUCUGGCCAUACAUUAAUAUUAGACCUAACCUUUUAGUCAGUUAUCUCCCAGAAGGGAAAACCUAGUCUCUGAUGGCUGCUAGUGUGCAAUGGCAUUUAUGUUAACAAGAGGCAUAAUGCCUGAGAUUUAGUUAAAGUUCAUUCUUGCUGAGCCUUCUUUGCACAUACAGGUGUUUGCACAGGAACAACUGAGCCAGUCAGGCAGCCUCUAAAGGUCAUCAAAAAGCCUUCCCAGUGACGUCAGCAGCUUCAGAAAAACCCACAGUUAGUUCACCAUGAGCAUUAUUAUUAGCAGACAUUCCAAAAUAAUUCAUGCCACUAAUCAGGGGAGCAGGCUGGAUUCAUAGCCCUGUACUCCAAGCUUACACUUCUGUAACUGCACUGAGUUUCAUUGUAACUAUGUUGAUUUAAAUGAGUUCAGAAUUUAUUCUAGUGUGUUCAUUUCCAAAACUUGGCAAGCACUAUUUAAAAAAAACAAAAAAGCGAAGAUAUUGGAUCUCCCUUCACAUUCAUGGCUGCUUUUAUUACUGAAUGGAGUAAGAAAACUGUUGCCUCCAUUCUGCUACUGUGAUGCUCCAUUACUCACUUUACUGUAAUGUAGAUGUUGUUGCUAUUCUUUCACAUCAUGUAUUCACUACUUGCAGCAUAUUUCCAGAUACACUUGAAUGCAGGUUCAUGCUAGGCAAAAAUCCUGCUGAUAUGUUGAGAUUUGGCAGUUUUGUUUGGUGUAAGAAGUAAACAUGUUGUCUGUGGCCUGUAUUUUGUCAAAAGAUGAAAAUCAAGCCCAUCUUCCCUGCAUGCCAGAGUGUAUACACACGUUAUCACACACACCACUUUGUACCAAUACAGUAUCUUUUUCUCUGCCCCAGUGCCUUUCCUUACAACAGCCUGUGGCAGUGAUGAAAAUGUAAAAAAAAAAUGCAAGAAAAUCUCCUUAGUGACAUAUGUUUUUGGUGGUGAUUAGCAAUGCAUUGAAUCUAGAAAACUGGAUCCAAUUCCUCUGAUGUUUGUGAAGGUUUGUUUCAGAGCCAAACCUCACAGCUGUGCUGUAUCUGUAAUAGGCAAAACAGAAUGUCAGGUUUGAACUUUGGGGAAAUUCCUAUAUUUGGUUUCAGACUUGGCAGCUUGGUGCCAUUUCUGGAUUUCAGCCUCUUCCACUCCUGUCAUCAAGUAAUUGGGCCAAAUAGAGCAGUAAUAUAAGCAAUGUCGAUAAGUGACACCUGGGCUAAGUACAGACAGUCAAAAAGCCCAAGGCUGGAUCAAU